Messenger RNA from Pteronotus mesoamericanus, 570 nucleotides. It is a transcript of the gene EID2, whose product is annotated as EP300 interacting inhibitor of differentiation 2. Gene Ontology annotation, cellular component: nucleoplasm. The record is from RefSeq and is a predicted model, not a curated record. Gene Ontology annotation, biological process: negative regulation of DNA-templated transcription. NCBI's taxonomy places the organism in Eukaryota, Metazoa, Chordata, Mammalia, Chiroptera, Mormoopidae. Gene Ontology annotation, molecular function: transcription corepressor activity.
AUGCGCAGUGCUCUUGGGUUCAGCCGCAGAUCGGCCGGCCUGAGUCCAGAGUCCGAGGUGUCCCAGCGGCCAGCAGACAGUAGUGCUCCGCAGAGGGGCGCGGCGCAAGGCUACCGCGACGUCCUGCAGGCGGACAGAAGGUCCUUUGGUGGCAGCCAGGGAAGGCCUGGUGGUAGAGGUCGCCUGAUUGUUGGUGUAGCUCUCAGAGGAAGAAGGUCCUGGGAGCAGGCCCACGUCCAUGUCGAGGAAACACUCAGGUUGUCUGUUUUGCCCUUUCUCCGCUUCUGUCUCCCACUUCGCGUUCUAGGGAUGAAUUACCACCAGUUCCUCCGCCACAAUCUGGAAGACUAGCCAGUUUCUCCGGGUUGAAUACAAGCGCUUGAGGGACUCCGCAGGCGAUUUGUGGAAGCCUGCAGAGCCGGGGAAGUAGCGUUUCAUGCCGAAUAUCAGCGGAAUCCUCAGAGGGUGGAUUUUGAAAUUUUAACAUUUCCUGUAGCUCUGAGUGCACCUGAAAUUAUCAGUCCUCUUAUAGAAGAAUUUGGCUGUGGUAAAUUUAUCAACAGAGAAUAA